This is a messenger RNA of Heterotrigona itama, 1304 nucleotides long. NCBI's taxonomy places the organism in Eukaryota, Metazoa, Arthropoda, Insecta, Hymenoptera, Apidae. The record is from the annotation of a GenBank genome assembly.
AUGGAAAAUCAAAACGGAAUGACAAUUAAAAGCAAUAAUCCUGCUCCCACAGUGGAGCAGAUAAAUGCUGAUCGUAUAACACAGGUAUUUAUUUGCUAAUCUAUUUCAUUACAUAAUAAUGAAUUAUACGUAUUAUUUCUUUAUUAUAAAAAAAUAUGUUUACAUACCUAUUUUAAUAAACAAUAAACAAUUACAGCUUGCAAAUAAAUAUUGGGCGCCGCAUACAAUGGAUUCACAUCUUUCAUUUAGUUCUCAAAUAGUAGAAGAUAUUUAUGUCCAAGAAAUAUGUGCGUCUAAAUUCUCUAUUCGAAGAAUCAUGAUGUUAGAAUUCAGCCAAUAUCUAGAAAACUUCCUAUGGCCAAAUUACAAUGCAAAAACUGCAACUCGUGCUCACACCAUGUCCAUUGUUGUCAUGGUUAAUGAAAAAUUUCGAGAAAGGGUUCAAGUUUGGGAGGCAUUUGAAAAAAGUCCUGAACAUUUUCCUGAGUUUUUUCAAAAUGUUUUAGAGGCAUGCCUUGAGGAGAGUAUAAUGGACUUUGAUUUGAAGGAACAAACAGCAUUGAUUGUUUUCUUAAAUCAUUGUUUCAAUUCCAUGGAAGUAUUACUAGUUAGGGAAGAAGUGAAAAGACUUGUGUCAUUGUCUAUGUGGAUUUCAUUGCAACAAGGUCGUAGAGAAUUGGAAUUUAGAAAAUAUCCAAAGUGGAGAAAGUACUGGAAAGUCAUAAGGAAAAAAGAUAAUCCUGAAUGCAAAGAGAAGUUAGAAUGGGAACGUAAAUUUUUACACAAAUUGAUGAUAAAGUUUAUGACAAUAUUGGAAACAAUAUUAGAAAAAGGACCACUUUUACCAGAUAAGGUACGAUAUUGUGAGAGAUUUUUGGAGCUGGUAAUAGAUUUAGAAGCUCUAUUACCAACUAGACGUUUCUUCAAUACCGUUAUGGACGAUUGUCAUUUGGUAGUAAGGUGCCAGCUAUCCAAUUUAUUACAUCGCUCGGAAGGUGAAUUGUUUGGCCAGGUGAGUUUUUUCUUAAAUUUUUUUUUGAAUUAAAUAAUAGGAAAAUGUAAUAUGUUUGAAAACAUAUAUUUAUUUUAUAAAAAUGAUAUACCAUUUACAAAAGUCAUGUAUUUAUACAAAUAUAAAUAUUAUAUUUUAAUUAAAAGUAAAAAAUUCUUAGAAGUAAAAGAUUUCUUAGAACAAAAUAUUUUUAUAAAAAAUGAUAGUUGUAAUGAUAAUAUUUGUCUAUAUUCAUUGCGAUAAAUUAAUUGAAUAUUUUGUACAGAUAAGUGCACAUUUUUGUAAGGCAUAG